AUGGCGUGGAAAGUCAAACUAUCCUGUAAAGAUUGUGAUACAAGAAAAACUUGUAUAUCUAUAUUGAAAAAUGAAGUGACAUGGGGAAUUGUCGUUAUUAUUUGUUGUGCUAUAUCAUUAUUAAUUAUCUGGUUGGUAAAUCAUCCUGUUGAAUGGCAAAAAUAUAAAGAUCCUGUUCAUGAACAAAGUCUUCUCGCUAUUAUUGGUGGCAUAUUUGCUCUCGUGGCUACGGGCAUGUCAUUUGUACAAAUUCUUCAACAUUUUCGAUAUAAAACACAUCAUCAAUCACAAAAACGUAUUAUGCGUAUUUUAACUUUGGUACCACUCUAUGCUAUUACAUCAUGGAUUUCAAUAUUAUUUUGUAUUUCUGCUAUUUAUAUGGAUUUUAUUAAAUCUUGUUUUGAAGCUUAUAUUAUCUAUAAUUUUCUACUUUUAUUAACAAAAUAUCUCGGUGGUCAUCGUGGUGUUGAACAAGUAAUUAUAGCACAAGAAAAAAUUCACUUACCAUUUCCAUUUUGUUGUCUUAAACUACGACCACAUAUUAAAUGGGUUUGGUAUUUUAAAUUUGGUCUUUUACAAUAUACAUGGAUCAAUCCAAUAUGUUCAGCUAUUGCUGUUGUUCUUAAUCUUGCUGAUAUUUAUGAUAAUGGUAAAUGGAAUUUUAAACAUAGUUAUCCAUAUAUUAUUAUUAUAAUUAAUAUCAGUCAAACAUUAGCUUUGUAUAGUCUUGUAGCAUUCUAUGAUAAUACGAAAGAACCAUUGAAACCAUUUAAACCAUUAGCAAAAUUUAUUGUGAUUAAAUUAAUUGUUUUCUUUAUUUUUUGGCAAAGUGUUUUCAUGAGUGGAUUAGUAGCAUUGAAAAUUCUAAGAAAUGUGACAUGUGAUCCAAUGAUAAAUAAUUAUUGUAAUGGUUCAACAACGGGAUUUACAGUUGAAGAAAAAAGAAUUCUUCUAGAAAAUAUUUUAAUUUGUGUCGAAAUGGUCUUCUUUUCAAUUGCUAAUCAUUGGAUAUUUAGUUGGAAACAAUAUGCUGAUGGAUCAUUUAAAAGAUUAAUGGAAUCUCGUUAUCGUGCAAUGAAUAAUAACGAAGAAGAUAAUCAAUCGGAUUCAUUUAUUACUUGGUUAUAA
Messenger RNA from Rotaria sordida, 1128 nucleotides. Lineage: Eukaryota; Metazoa; Rotifera; Eurotatoria; Philodinida; Philodinidae. The record is from the annotation of a GenBank genome assembly.